AUGACAACCGAACCGACCUCCACCGCUGUGAUGGCGACUCGAAAGACCAUUCCGCCCCUCGCUCGCGGCGACUCGAAGCCCGUCGACGCGAAUAAACCAUUCAUUAUUCGCGACCUGCCAGCGGAAAUCCGCAAUCAAAUCAUAAACUACUUGGUCGAGUACCCCACGCCAAUGCGUAUACGCUGCAAUGGUAGUUCUACCUUCUACUCCAACAACACUUUCAUCAUUGACAGUGACUACUGUUCUUACGACUGCCACCGGUACUCAUCUACCAUCAAACUACCGGGCGCUUUCUUCACGCGUAUAGGCACGCAAGCGCACUGGCUUCGGAAGGUUGUACUCGACCUAUGCGUUUUGGAGUCGUCAGAGCUUUAUCGAAGCCUUGCAUAUCCUGAUCAAGUUAAAGAUGGUGCACCUGGGCGAUUCGAGAUCACCCCUCUUCUACGCGCCGUUUGGAGUCUGGAUCUAAACGUCGACGUCUCUCUCGUCAACACUAGGGGCCAUUCCCCUGUUCAAGGUUUUGCGGAUUUGAAUUUCAAUGCCCCGUCAAUGAGUGCUAUCCUCAAGUCUAUACUAGGAGGACAGUUGGAGCUACGAAAGUAUGGCCGACUGCUGUACGCAGUUAAUAUAUACGGAGACGCUUCCGGAGGUGAGAUCAAUUGGGGGACUACUAACGUUUGUUGCGAUCCCCCCGGUCUGAUGAUGCGAUCAAGUCUUCCAGACAUCUUUCCAGAUCCCCAUCACGUCUCUUCCUUUAUUGCGGAAGACGACGGAGCUCGACUACGAGUGCGCAAGCAGGAAAAGGCCCUGACCCUACUCGACCUGCCACAGCCGAUACUCAGGGAUAUAAUCAGUCGGGUUGUGCGUCCUACCGAAGGCUUUGUGAUCGACUUGAAUAAGGAUACGAAGUUCAACUGUGGUAUUAUCCACGUUAACAAGGACAUCUAUCACGCGUGGCGUAAAGCCUUUCUCUUCGGCCAUGACACGUACAAACACAGCAGACAUAGCAUUUUCGAGUUAGUCUUGACAACAAACUGUGUACAAACUGAUUUCGACGGGUUCAAGAACUUACGGAGAUUUCUGAGGAAGACUUUCGACCCUUCCCGUUAUCCUGGUGAUUCAUCACACCCGAGGACCCUUAUGAAUAGCCCGUUCGAACGGACUACGUUGAAAUACAAACUCAAAUUUGAGGUGCAAGACCCUAUCUCAUUAAAUGAUGUCCGCAUCAACAUAUUGCCCUUUGUCAUGGAGACGGCGAUGUCAGGUCGAUGGAAAGGAAAUGAACUCACGAUUCAGGUUCGGAGUACCGACUGCAACGGACCCUCUACCAUGAUUGCUUCGCAUACGUUGAAACUUCAAGAGCUUCGCAUCAAUAUCCUCACCGCUUUGAUGAAGUCCUUCUACUUGGAAGAAGAAGAAAGGUCAGUCGUACCUAAUUGCUGGAUCAAUGGUUUUGGGCAAGUCGUGCAAGUCGAGGACGCUCACGAUGAUGCCGGCGAAGCAUGGGAGUUUGCCUCACAUCUUGUCGAAAACGACAUUGAGAUAGACCAUGGCCGUUGGGAAACCAGGAACUGCUUCGACGUUCUCGAACUGCACCCUCUUGACAGGCAUUACCGAAAUGGGGAAAUCCAUCCUGGCUGUUCCAUCAGCGGCAAACAAUUCUUUCCGUUUCAGCGAAAUGUAAAGGAGAUUAUGCGCUAUCUUUUGCAUAACAUUGACAACCACGGGGUGUUUGACUCCACUGCCCGUCCGAAAGAUUUCAAGUGCGAGUGCGAUGAUUGUAAUGAUCAAACCGAGGACGAUGAGGUUGUUUAG
Molecule: messenger RNA, 1815 nt
Organism: Alternaria postmessia
Lineage: Eukaryota; Fungi; Ascomycota; Dothideomycetes; Pleosporales; Pleosporaceae
Exons: 3
Coding region: 1-1815 (604 amino acids)
Source: RefSeq, a predicted model, not a curated record